AUGUCGUCAACCGAAUUACCUCGCAUUAGGGCCUGUCUUUUUGACAUGGACGGUCUUCUGCUCAACACAGAAGACAUUUACACGACCAUCACAAACUCUGUUCUCCAAGAAUAUGGCAAGCCUAACAUGCCCUGGUCACUCAAAGCCCAGAUCCAAGGCCGACCUGCUCCUGAAGCCGUCAAAAUCUUCCAUGACUGGGCAGAUCUACCCAUCUCACAAGAUGAGUACGCUGCCAAAAUAGCUGUCAAGCAACAAAAGUUAUUCCCUGAAGCAGCUCCCUUGCCUGGUGUUGUCAAGUUGCUUAAUGAUCUUCAUGCCACUACCAACACCUCUCAGCCGGUUUACAUUGCCUUGGCAACCUCAUCCCACAAACGCAACUAUGAGCUCAAGACCGGUCAUGUGCAGGAUCUUUUUGCUCUAUUCCCGAAGAACAGACAGGUUCUGGGCGACGAUCCGCGUAUUGGCAAAGGGCGCGGAAAGCCACUGCCGGAUAUUUACUUGCUUGCCCUCGAGACCAUUAACCAGGAACUCCGCGAGAAGGGAGAAGAGCUUAUCAAGCCAGAGGAAUGUCUCGUCUUUGAAGAUGCCGUCCCCGGUGUUGAAGCUGGUCGUCGUGCGGGUAUGCAGGUUAUCUGGUGCCCUCAGCCACAAAUACUAGAUGUGUACAAGGGGCGAGAGGAGGAGGUUCUUGCAGGUCUGACCGGGGAACACAAGGAGGAAGAAAAGACGGAUGCUGAAAAGGAAGCGGAUGACCUGCAAAAGGAGCGAUUGGCAAAGACUGAUGGGUCUGGAAAGCCUGGAAAGUUGAAUGAUGGGUAUGGUCGGCUAUUUUCUACGCUGGAAAACUUUCCGUAUGAGCAGUAUGGCAUUGUCAUUCCAUCAUAA
Talaromyces amestolkiae is the source of this 885-nucleotide messenger RNA. RefSeq lists its product as uncharacterized. Bases 1 to 885 code for a protein of 294 amino acids. NCBI's taxonomy places the organism in Eukaryota, Fungi, Ascomycota, Eurotiomycetes, Eurotiales, Trichocomaceae. Gene Ontology annotation, molecular function: phosphatase activity. The record is from RefSeq and is a predicted model, not a curated record. The transcript has 3 exons.